GAUAUGUUUUUCUAUGAUCACAUAAUUUUCCGUUCAAUGUUUCUAUCGAUAUUUUCCAGAAUUUUCUGAAUGGUUCAAAUUCUGCCCAUUAUAUAUUCUUUCUGUUUUUCUGACUGAAUUAAAUAUUACGAUUCAUUCGGAAAAUUUAGAUAUUGGCUUAUGAUCAAUAAAUUCGCGAAGUAACCUUUAAAACAAAAGCAUGAGGAUGACUGUUCUUAGUGAAUGGCAUUAAUCAUUUUCCUUAAAGCCUAUAAUUUAUGGCAUUUAUGUUUCUAGACUUCAAUGCAAUGUUUUCAUAUCACCACAAAUUUGAAGACUUGUAAAUUAUAAUCGGCAAUUACGUCACUGAUAGAAAAUGUUAAGUUUUAAACACUUAUGUAGUAUCGUUUCCAAUUUAAACAGGGCAAGAACUCAUAGGUAUGUCCUGAACAGGGGAUUCGUUGGUGUUUCUGCACCUAUAAAUUUAAGGGUACAAGCUACACUAUGUAAUAAAAGGCUCUACAGUACUGAAGAUGAUAGACCAAAGAUUCCACCUACAUCGGAAAAAAUAAUACCUCCUGAAGCAUGCCACAAACCAAAUUUGAUGUCUAUGGGUCCACAUCCAGAAGAGCCAUUCCAAGAAGAAUAUGAUAAACUCAAAAAGAAAAAUAGGAGAAUACUUUACUUAGGUGUAGUUAUCUUCAUUGUAUCAGUUGUUGCAGCAUAUGUCAAUAUUCCAUUUGAAAAAAAGGUACCUAAAGCACAAGUUAAAAAUGUUACACAUACAAAGAGAAAAGACAAGAGGCCUAUUCCGAAAAAUCCGGAAUUGUCAAAUGAUAUACCUCGUAAAGUUCCUUACCUAUUAAUAGGAGGUGGUACAGCAUCUUUUUCUGCAUUUAGGGCUAUCAAAUCAUCAGAUCCUCAAGCUCAAGUUCUUAUUGUAACAGAUGAACCUUAUUUACCAUACAUGAGACCUCCUCUUUCUAAGGAGAUGUGGUUCAAUGCUGACCAAGAAAAAGUUGAGAAGCUUAUAUUCAAACAAUGGAAUGGAACUGAAAGAAGUUUAUUAUAUGAACCGGAGGAAUUUUACACUCCAAUUCAAGAACUCCUUGAAAAAGAAAAUGGUGGUAUUUCAGUAGCAUCUGGAUACAAAGUUGUGGAAAUUGACCCAUAUUGUCACAAAGUAAAGUUAGAUAAUGGCUCUGAAAUUGAAUAUGAUAAGGCUCUUCUUGCCACUGGUGCUAGGGCAAAGUCAAUACCUGUUUUUGAUUCAGCAAAAAAUGAUCCGCGUGUUAGCAGGAGGGUGAAAGAAGUUAGGAACAUUUAUGACUUUGAAGAUUUACAAGAAUGUUAUAGACAAUCCUUAAGAGUGGCUAUUAUAGGCGGUGGAUUUUUGGGAAGUGAAUUGGCCUGUGCUUUAGCAAGAAUCGGUUGUUAUGACAAGAAAACUGUGUACCAAAUCUUCAAGGAAAGUGGAAACUUAGGGAAGAUGUUGCCAGAAUAUUUGAGCCGGUGGACUACAGAUAAAGUUACAAAAGAGGGAGUUCAUGUUAAACCGAAUGCCGAAGUUGUUUCGUGCAGUUAUAACGCAAAAGAUAAAAUGAUCCAUCUCAUUCUAAACACUGGAGAAACCUUGAAGGUAGAACAAGUGGUUCUGUGUACAGGUGUAGCUCCGAAUACAGCGCUUGCAACAAAGGGAGGUCUAGAGAUUGACCCAGAGCUUGGAGGUUACUUGGUGAAUUCUGAACUUCAAGCACGAUCAGAUCUAUAUGUUGCCGGUGAUGCAGCAUGUUUCUAUGAUCCUAAAUUUGGACGCAGACGUAUUGAGCACCACGACCAUGCAGUUGUCACUGGUAGAUUAGCUGGUGAGAAUAUGACUGGAGCACACAAGCCGUAUAUUCACCAGAGCAUGUUCUGGUCAGACCUUGGACCAGAUAUUGGUUUCGAAGCAAUCGGUCUUGUAGAUUCGAAACUGCCUACAGUGGGGGUGUUCGCAAAGGGUAAAAUGUCCGAUACGCCAAAAGCUCACAUUACAGAAACUGAUUCUGAGGCAGUCAGAACUAGAGUUGAAAUUAAUCAGGCACCUCCCUCGUGUGAUGCUAGGAUAGAUGCCGAGGAAAGAAGAGAAAUUGAGGUUAGUGCUAAAACUCAGAGGCCCGAUUUACCCACUACAGAAAAUCCGGAAGACUUUGGCAAAGGUGUCGUUUUCUACAUGCGAAAUGAUAAAAUUGUUGGUGUCUUACUCUGGAACGUGUUUAAUCGAAUUCAAACAGCGAGGCAAAUUUUGAAAGAAGACAAGACCUACGAUGAUCUAAAUGAAGUUGCCAAGUUGUUCAACAUACAUCAGGAUUGAAAAUAAAGACAAAAAAUUGUGAAUUUCUUCUUUCGAUCUACCUCAAAAUGGAAAAGAAAAACCUUGUUUUAUACCGAUGAGCAUUAAUUCUGAUGGAUAUUGUAUUAUAAGAACCAUUUCAUAUAUUUCGAUGGGAGCAUUUUAUGAUUAUACUGUAUAUAGAGGAGUUUGAGUUUUGAGUAUGCUAAUAUGAAAUAAAGAGUUUGGAGUAAAAUAUUG
Harmonia axyridis is the source of this 2551-nucleotide messenger RNA. RefSeq names its product apoptosis-inducing factor 1, mitochondrial (gene AIF). NCBI's taxonomy places the organism in Eukaryota, Metazoa, Arthropoda, Insecta, Coleoptera, Coccinellidae. Gene Ontology annotation, biological process: mitochondrial respiratory chain complex assembly; apoptotic process. The coding region runs from base 356 to 2332 and encodes 658 amino acids. Gene Ontology annotation, molecular function: NAD(P)H oxidase H2O2-forming activity; protein dimerization activity; FAD binding. The transcript is spliced from 11 exons. The record is from RefSeq and is a predicted model, not a curated record. Gene Ontology annotation, cellular component: cytoplasm; mitochondrion.